GGUUUGACUCCGGCGUUAUUUUCCCCUUUUUUGCGGUGGUUCUUUCUUCAUCAUCCUGACUGUGUAGUUAUAGUACCGAAGGAUUCAUUUGAUUCGGAUGGUGGUGUUCGGGGGGAUGGCGGUGGAGUUGAUGAUGAGCUACGGCGGCGUAGACAGGUUUUCAGUUACUUCCGCGGCGGCGAAGGUAGAAGAAACCGCCCUUCGAGAGGCGGCGACGGCGGGGAUUCAGGGCGUUGAGGAGUUUCUUAGACUAAUCGGCCAUAGUCAACCCAAAGAUCAGAAGCAGCCGGAGAUAACUGCGGUGACGGACGUCGUCGUCAACAGCUUCAAGAAGGUGAUGUCUCUUCUGGGCAGAUCGAGAACCGGACACGCCAGAUUCCGGCGAGCCUCCUUGGCUCCUCCGCCGCCGCAAUACCCGUCUCCGCCCGCGACAAUGGAAGAAGACAUUCUUCGACGGGAAGAGACGCAAGAGCCUAAGGUAUUGGAAGAAGGGGAGUCAUUUCUUUCCUUUAGAGGAUUCAACGGCUUGAAAACUGAGCAGAAAACGGAACACGUCGUCGCUGGUGGAUCUGCGUUUAGGGUUUAUUGUCCGACUCCUGUUCAUCGUCUUCCACCAUUGCCCCACAACAAGAACAUCGUUGUUGGUGGUCCGUCGUCUUCUUCGCACCUUCCGUCGCUCGCGAACGGCAAAACAGGACUAUUGGACCGGAGCGAUGGCCCGUCAACGGCGAUAAAUAUCGCGCCAUCUCCUCCGAUAUCGUCUCUUACUGGGGACACCGACAGUAUCCAGAUGUCCAUGUCGUCAUCUGGGUUCCAGUUCACAAGCCCAUCUCAUAUCUCUGGCUCUUGCGGAAAGCCUCCUCUGUCAUCUCCUUCGCUGAAGAGAAGGUGUAAUUCCUUAGACGAAGCUGCGCUCAAGUGCGGCUCAUCCUCUGGCCGUUGCCAUUGUUCCAAGAAAAGCAGGAAAUCUAGAGUGAGAAGAGUGGUUAGGGUUCCUGCCAUAAGCAGCAAAACGGCCGAUAUUUCACCAGACGACUAUUCGUGGAGAAAAUACGGCCAGAAACCCAUCAAAGGCUCUCCUCACCCUCGGGGAUACUACAAGUGCAGCAGUGUGAGAGGGUGUCCAGCACGGAAGCACGUGGAGCGUGAACCAGACGACCCAAUGAUGUUGAUCGUUACGUACGAAGGAGACCAUAACCAUUCACGCGCUCCUCCUCCUCCCAUGCUCCUCGAGUCCUCUUAAUUGUAAUAAUAAUUCAAUUAUAUUAUAUAAUUAAUUGUGUUAUAAUGUUUUACCCAACCAAACACUGGCAUUCUCUAUAUAUAUUAGUUAUAAUUACAUGGGUUAA
This is a messenger RNA of Tarenaya hassleriana, 1349 nucleotides long. RefSeq names its product probable WRKY transcription factor 7. Bases 98 to 1243 code for a protein of 381 amino acids. Gene Ontology annotation, biological process: regulation of DNA-templated transcription. The record is from RefSeq and is a predicted model, not a curated record. Gene Ontology annotation, molecular function: DNA-binding transcription factor activity; sequence-specific DNA binding. The transcript is spliced from 3 exons. NCBI's taxonomy places the organism in Eukaryota, Viridiplantae, Streptophyta, Magnoliopsida, Brassicales, Cleomaceae.